Messenger RNA from Coffea eugenioides, 1413 nucleotides. RefSeq names its product ribosomal L1 domain-containing protein CG13096-like. The coding region runs from base 254 to 847 and encodes 197 amino acids. The record is from RefSeq and is a predicted model, not a curated record. Gene Ontology annotation, biological process: transcription by RNA polymerase III. Lineage: Eukaryota; Viridiplantae; Streptophyta; Magnoliopsida; Gentianales; Rubiaceae. Gene Ontology annotation, cellular component: RNA polymerase III complex. The transcript has 9 exons.
AGCCACAUCUAGUUUUAGUCCGCUGAAUAUAUUCAGACAACAGCUUUCACUCUUCUUCAUUCAUUGGACGUCCUCAAUCCUAAGUCCUUGAUCAUCCUAGACAUCAAGGUUACGUCUGAACUUUGCUUCUUUGUUUAUUUCCAAGAAUCAUGAUGGUUCAUUUAGCUUAAGAAGACUACAGAGGAGGCCUGUUUCUUUGCUGUUGAUAUUGGCUUUUUUCUCUGGAAGCUAGCAAAGAAGAACAUUUUGUUACAUGGCAUUCAGAGGGCGAGGACGUGGUGGAUUUCGUGCUGCUAAGCAAGAAAAUUUUGAUCUCUUUCUGGAAAUUGAGGAACUAGGAACUGCAGAAAGUGUGAAAGUUGAUCCAUCCUUCGCCGUGUGGUUUAGUAAAUUUCAGAGAUACUGGAACUCUUCUCCUUAUUAUGUUGAAGAUGAAAGUGGAGGUGCAAAGAAAAGUCAAAGAAUCGAAAUAGAAAAGCAUGCAGACAGGAAGUCUAAAAAAGCAAGUUCAAAGCAGCCACUCUCCCACUUCAUAAGAAUGGAGCCUGAUUAUGUUCCUGCUGAACUAGCUAAAGAUGAGAAGAAGGAGAAGCAUGGUAUCAAAAGAGUGAGAUGGAACCCUAAAGCAGACAUGCAGAAGUUGGAUGUCUUUGAAAAGCUUGAGCAGAAGCAUCAGGUACAAGAAUUAAAUGGGAAGGAGGAUGAAGAGGAGGAAGGAGAUGAAAACCUUGAAGAGGAUGAAGAGGAGUAUAGUGAUGAUGGUGAUUAUAAUCAGAACAUUGAUUUUGAUGAUGAUGAAGACGACUUUAACAUGGGUGACGAUAAUGAUGAUGAACCAGAACUUUAGAUGAUGUAUUCGUAAACGUGCUAUCUGGACUCCUUUAGUUGGCACCAACAAAGAAACAUCCUUUUACCAUUUUGCAUAAAGCCAGAAUCAGAGGCUCUUGGAGAUUCACAAAAUGGAUUUUACUCUGUCAAGAUUCGACGUUUCCAUUUUGUGGUGGUGACAGUUUAUACCAUAGAAGAUAAUGGUUUUCUUGUGGUUGCAAGUUCUGGGAACGGGGAGUGACAGCUGGAGCUUUGCUUCAUUUUUUUUUUUACCUUUUUUUGGUGUUAUAGCAUAAAAUUGCAUGUUGAAAUCGAAAGUUGUAAUAAUCGGUAACGAAAGAGAAUUUUAAACCUCUACAUGGGUGUAAGUCAAGGGAUUUGAUUCCUUGGCUUACAUUCUAAUAUCCAGACUUUUCUGCAACACCCGUCUAGAUAGGUGGUGAUUCACUGGAUUCCCCACCUCUUUAGGUGUUUCCUUUCCCUUAGUGUGGAGUAAGAAUAGUUAUAGUAUAAAAUCUAUUGUAUCGAUGAAGAAAAUAAUAGAAAAUUGUAAUGUGAAGGCAUGAACUAUUUAUCUCUUAAAUA